Messenger RNA from Cuscuta epithymum, 3972 nucleotides. NCBI's taxonomy places the organism in Eukaryota, Viridiplantae, Streptophyta, Magnoliopsida, Solanales, Convolvulaceae. The record is from the annotation of a GenBank genome assembly.
GCAAGAGUAACGUUGUACUACUUUUUUAGAUGUAGCUGCGUUUGAGGUGCAAGUUCAUGUAAUCAACUGACCUUUUCCUCAACUUGUGACACAGAGCGGAGAAGAAGCGUUCGUACUAUGAAACAGAAGGAGCUAGAGCUUGAAGAAAGUUUACAGUCUCGGCCAGACGAUCCUGGUCUCCAUUUAGAUCUGGGACUGCAUCUAUGGGAGAAGGCUGACAGCAAUAGUGUUGAAGAAGAGACCCGGAGGAAGGCUGUCGAACAAUUUCUCAUAUCUGCUAAACUCAACCCUCAGAAUGGGGUACCUUUUAGGUAUUUGGGUCAUUAUUACGCCUGCUUCUCGUGUGAUCCUCAAAGGGCUUUGAAGUGCUACCACCGAGCUAUUUCUCUCAAUCCCGAUGAUUCUGAUGCUGGGGAAGAGAUGUGUGAACUACUGGAAGAAAGUGGAAAAGAGAACCUGGAGAUAGCUGUCUGUCGAGAGGCCUCAGAAAAGUCAACUCGUGCCUUUUGGGCUUUCCGCAGACUUGGUUAUCUUCUGGUCCACCAACAAAAAUGGGCUGAUGCAAUACCAAGUCUUCAGCAUGCUAUCAGAGGGUAUCCCACAUGUACUGAUUUGUGGGAGGCACUAGGUCUUUCCUAUCAGCAGAUGGGUAUGUUCACUGCUGCGACUAAGUCGUAUGGGCGAGCUAUUGAGUUAGAUGAAUCAAGAGUUUUUGCAUUGGUUGAAAGUGGGAAUAUAUUUUUGAUGCUUGGAGGCUUUAAGCAGGGAGUUGAGCAGUUCCGCCAAGCUAUAUUGACAUCACCUCUCAAUGUAUCUGCUCAUUAUGGCCUUGCAUCUGCACUUUUUUGUUUGGCAAAGGAAUGCCUAAGCUCAGGUGCAUUUAGAUGGGGAGCUUCAUUAUUAGAGGAGGCAUCUAAGGUCGCCAUAACAUGUGCAUCGUUAGCUGGUAACUUUUCAUGCAUAUGGAAACUUCACGGUGAUAUGCAGCUCAUGUAUGCAAAAUGUUUCCCUUGGAUCGAUAAAGGAUGUGGCUCACAAUCAGAUGAGGAAGCAUUUACUAACUCAGUCUUUUCCUGGAAGAGAGCCUGCUACAUAGCUGCAGUGUCAGCCAGUUGUUCUUAUCAAAGGGCUUUACAUUUUACUCCUUGGCUAGCGAACUAUUAUACGGAUGUUGCUAUUGCAUCGGAGCUCUGUUUUUCUUUGAAGGAGAGUCAAACAAAUGAUUUAAAUACAUGGUCCCUGUCUGAAAAGAUGUGCCUUGGGGGGUUAUUGCUUGAGGGUUGCAAUAAUGAGUUUUGGUUGGCUUUGGGAUGUCUAUCACAUUGCACAGUGUUGAAACAACAUGCUUUUAUAAGAGGCUUGCAGUUGGAUGUCUCUGUGGCUGUCGCAUGGGCAUACCUUGGGAAACUAUACAGGAAAGUGGGUGAACGACAAUUAGCGCAGCAUGCAUUUGAUUCUGCAAGAAGUAUUGAUCCUUCUCUUUCACUGCCAUGGGCUGGCAUGUCAGCUGAUGCCAGUGUGAGGAACCUGAAACAAGAGGAAGCAUAUGAGUGCUGUCUUCGAGCUGUUCAGAUUUUUCCUCUUGCUGAGUUUCAAAUUGGUUUGGCGAAACUUGCUCUACAUUCUGGUAACCUCAAGUCCUCAGAGGUAUAUAGAGCUACCCAGCAAGCCUUGCACCAUCUCCCUACUUAUCCUGAAUCUCACAACUUGAGAGGGCUAGUAUGUGAGGCAAGACAGGAUUAUCAAAAUGCUAUUCCAUCAUAUAGGUUAGCAUGCUACACAGCAAUCAUGUUUGGUGGAAAAGAAUUAAAGACUUAUCUCAAGAGUAUAUCAACUAACCUAGCCAGGUGUCUCUGUAAGGCAGGAAAUGUUGAUGAUGCUGCUCACGAGUGUGAAGAUUUGGAUAGAAAAGGUCUUCUUGAUGCUGAAGGUUUACAGAUUUAUGCACUGUGCUUGUGGAAACUCGGAAACGAUAAUCUUUCUUUAUCAGUGGCAGGAAAACUUGCGGAAAAUGUUUCAUCCAUGAAUCAGUCAUUGGCGGCAACAUCUAUUAGUUUUAUUUGUAGAUUGCGAUAUCUGAUAUCAGGGCAUGAUGCUUCUGUUUUAUUCUUAUUGAAACUACCAAAGGGAUUAUUACGAAGUCCAAAAGUCAGUUUUGUAGCAUCAGCUAUUGUUGCAUUAGAUCACAGGAAUCAGCUUGAUUCAGCUAUUUCAAUCACUACUAAUUCAACUGUUUCGGUUGAAGAGCAUGCUACAAUGGAUUGUCUAGCAGCAAUGGGUGAACUAUUGAAACAUGGAUCUAGGGAUUGCCUUGGAUUUAAGGAAGGACUUCAGUAUGUGCGCAAAUCACUGCAUAUAUAUCCCAAUAGUCACUUGUUAAGGAAUCUUCUUGGCCAUCUACUGUUAUUAAGCACAGAAGGUAUACAUCUUCACACUUCAACUAGAUGCAUUAUCAUGGACCCUUCUUACCACCCAAAUCCUGAUGAUAAAAGAUCUGCACUUGCGAUUCUUGGUGCUGAGGGAGUAGCUUGCCAUGCCUUACGAUGUGUGUCACUCACACAAUGCAAAGAGAAGCCUACAUCUAGAUGCAAUACUGUGCAGCUGUUACAGAAGUACUUGCAUCAAGAGCCAUGGAAUCAAAGUACACGGUACUUGCUCAUAGCUAACUUCUUUCAAAGGACUAGAAGGGAGAGAUUUCCUCAUUAUCUAUGUGCAGCACUUGACCGGCUUACUAGUUGUGUGCUUUGUAAUGAGUUUUAUUCAAUAAAGGACCUUGCUCAUCAGUAUCAGAAGUUCCAGCUCUUACUUAUUGCAGCUGAGGUCAGUUUGCAAUGUGGGAACUACUCUAACUGCAUCACGAAUGCUAAAACUGCUACGAAUCUAUCACUACCCAAUCAGUAUAUGUUCUUUGCUCACUUGCUUCUAUGCCGUGUGUAUGCUGUGGAAGAGAAUCCUGUGAAAUUAUCUGAUGAAUAUCUGAAAUGCUUGGGGCUUAAAACUGGUUGUCAUAUUGGUUGGAUUUGUCUUCAGUUUCUUGAAUCGCAAUACAAACUAUACACAGAUUCCACUGCAUUAGCUUUAAGAAUUGAGGAGCACUCAAAAUAUGUGAGUCAUUCAUGGAACCCUUGGCUAGCUAUAUUCAACUUGGUGCAUGGUCUGAGUGCAAUUUGGACUAGAGAUUUCUCUGGUGCAGAAGAAUAUCUUUUACAAGCUUGCUCAUUAGCCAGUGGCGAGAGCUUCCUAUUUCUUUGUCAUGCGUACCACUGCCCAUACGCGCUGACAAGAAUUUCAGUCGAGGAGCUCUUUAUUUUCUGGUGCCAUCUGCAUGGAGCUUGCCAGGCAGUAUUGUGAUUCAAAGUUCAUAAAAACUGCAAUUAGGAGCCUAAAGAAAGCUAAAGAUGCAACUCCCGUUUGUAUGCCUUUUAUCUCACUGUUGUUGGCGCUAUUAGAAGCGAGCCUUGGAUCAAAGACAAAGUGGGUGAAGCACCUUCUUGAGGAAUGGUCAUGUUGGCCACCAGAAAUGAGGCCGGCUGAACUGUGCUUCCAAAUGCAUUUGGUUUCUAGAUGGGCAUCACAAGGUGGUGGAGAGGAUUCGUCAUCAUCCUCGUUGUUGGAGGGUUAUGCAAAUCCUCCUAUAAGAGCGAUGCUCCAAGCUAUCCACUUGAAUCCGUCUUCUUCUAGAUACCGGAGAGUUUUGACGAGUUAAUUUCUAACUAGCGACUACUGAUCACUUGACAGGCGGAUGAUGAGUAAAUUAACUUCCUGAGUUACCUUUCAUUAGAUUUAUUUGUGAGUAAUAAGUAUUAUAAUAUAAGUUAUAAUUAAUUUAAUUGUCCACAAUAUUUACAAACUCUCAAAUAAUUCAUAUUGUUUAGUUCAAUAAUUUUUUUUAUUAUGGUGUAAUACUUUCAUGACUUGAUGUUAUCUGUACCAAAAAAUCUAAAUAUAAGUGACAUAAUUGAUCAACUUGGC